UUGUUAUGCUGAUUAAGGCAACAGGCACCGUCUUUUGUUCAAGUCAGAGGACGCGAGAGAGAAAGAGAACGAGCACGGAGGGAUGGCCACGCUCCCUGUGACCUAUAGUCUUCUCUUCUUUAACGUCACAAGGUGCGCGCAACAAAAACGAGCCAGCAUCGGCUGAGUUUCUCACAUCGCGACGCGAGCGAGCUGAGGUUGUCAGAACUCUCCCGUCCACAUACGCUGGCACUGGACUUGUGUAUGCAAUUUCUAACUGCCGGGAGUUCAAUGCAUAUUGUGAAAAAGCGAUUCAGCUAACUCUUAAAAUGACUUGAAGGCGGGAUGCGCGAAAAGGGACGCAGAGGCUAUUCAUAGAAGCUGGCCGCCGUCGUCAUGCAACUGAUGGGGGAAACGUAAAAACAGACUCUGAAGAGAACUUAAAACGGACUCUUCACGCAAGACAAGCACAAACACCGGGAAAAGGAGCUGAUCGCUGCCGCAAACAUUCCGCUGGUUUCAGAACUUGGACAGCUCCCUCGUUCAGCCGCCUACACAAUCGACCGUGUGAGGAAGGAUUCAUCGAAACUACGGCACAAACCCGACUCGGUCCACAUCGUGACGCCAUGGCAGGUGCACUUCAGGGAGAGAAGCUGCUUUUUGAGAAGUUCUGGCAGGGCACGUUCAAAGCCGUGGCGAUGCCGAGACCCGAGAGCAUCAUCGUCGCCAGCAUCACCGCGCGGAGAGCCGUGACAAAAUUGGAGACAGUAGUUAGCCUAGCACCUAAAGACGAUGAGGAGAAAGCGAAAACGAAAGAAGCAGUUGCAAAAACCCACGAGAAAAAUGGACACGUGAAACGCAGAGGACGUAAACGCCACAGCCACCGUCGAGCUCGCAGGUCUGUAUCUUCUAAAGCUGUGCCUCAUACACACAUCUUCAUCAAAGAUGUUUCGAGUGUGUCAGUGUUCAGUCUAACUCACAAGAUGACCCUCUCCGUGCUGUUCCUUCUGACAGCUGAAGUGAUGGUGGCCAUUAGGGGUGUAUCUCCCUCCUGCAGUCCAUCACCUGUGAGGAAGAAGAAGAAAAAGAAGAGCUCAAAGAAAAGGAAGCGACAUAGGUCUGCCUCAAGGAAGGGACGACACAGUGGCUCGAGUCCCAGACGUAAAAGAAAGGUGGACAAAAAGCAUAAAAAGAGGGCAAGGAGCCACUCUCAUCGCAGACACCGGCGCCGGAAAGCAGAAAUUAGGAGUUAUUCCUGCAUGGCAAACAGAUAUGAAGAUUGUGAAAAAUCUGGUUUGCAAGACGGUGGCCAUUCAUCAGCUGUCCAUGGAGGCAACGCAUGCAGGUCGGCAAUCAAGCUGACCAGUAAAAUCUCCUCUAAGUGCUGCUGCCACUUUUCUGAAAGCACCAUCUCGCAAUCACGUCCUGGGGUUGAGGGUUUAAACAAAAUGGUGAUCGUCCAGGACUCGAUAUCCAAUAAGGGCAAAGGACAUGCAGAUUACGAUUCGGGAAAUGACACGUCAUCUCCACUGUCAAGUAAAACGGGCAUCACAAAGUCAAAGGUGUCUGGAAACGGAAAGAUCUCAUGCCAGGAUCUGACAUCUCCUGAGAAGCUUAGGCUAGUCGACGGAGACAAUGCCUCAGAUUCAGGCAACUCUCUAACCAGCUAUGACUCUCUGGGUAAACCAGUGCUCAAAGAAAACACCCUUCACAGCUCUGCCUUCAACAAGUUCAAAGGUGAAGAAGCGGGCACGUGCUCUGAUUUGGGGAAGACACAGCCCCUGGGUGUCGUCACUGAUAGGAAUCGGAGUCUGCCAUAUGAUAGAUAUCAGGAUCGAGCGAGGUCCCGCAGCAGAAGCAUAUCAUCCCAAAGCAGAUACUCAGGGCGCUAUUCAAGAAGCCGAUCCCUGUCCUCAGGGAGAAGAUCAUAUUCCCGUUCAUCCAGUUAUUCACUGCAUUCUCGGAGAGACAGUCUGUCUAGUGCGAGCAGUCCCCUCAGUUUAAAUCACUCACAGAGCACACUAGACAGGUUUCGAAAGCGGAAAAGAGACUGCAGUUCCUGCAAGAGUAGAAAGCACAGCAGGAGAAGACCUUGCUCUCCAAUGAGGAAGAGAAGAAGAGAUUCCCCCAGUCACCUGGAAGCCCGUAGAAUUACAAGUGCCAGAAAGAGACCGGUCCCCUACUACCGUCCCAGUCCCUCCGUCAGCAGCCGAUCCUCCAGCCUCUUGUCCUGGCGUCUGUUUACUCUCAGUCGCAGCCGUUCACGGAGUCGCAGUCGCAGCCGUAGCCGCAGUCGCAGUCACACUUACUCGUCAUACAGGAGCUAUAGUCGCAGCUCGUCGUGGAACUCUAUGUACAGCAGACGCAGUCGCAGUCGGAGCAGAAGCUAUGACUCAGUAGUGAGCUACAGCAGAGCCCGUCGCUAAUUUACAGAAGAACCAGAUCCCAGAAUGCUGAGCUACAGCACAAUCCCAGGACCACAUCUCACUGUAACUAGAAGUGAAAUGGAGCGGCGCUGAGAACAUGCUGUGCUUAGAUGUGGAACACCAGGCAGUGACAGGAUCAUCUGUUCAGUGUCAGAUAAGACUGAAGCUUUCCAUAUUGUUGUGUACUAAACUGUGUGCUUUCAUCCAUCCCGUUCAAAGGAAAACUUGUCAAUCAAUCACAAAGCCUGCUGUUGUAGGAAAGACCGGACCGGGAAAUUCAAUCUGUGAGUUCUGCUAUUCCUUGUUUUGCUCAUAGGUGUAAGGAUAUUGUUAGUCGUUUAUCAAAACCGACGUGGUAGAUAAAAGGAAGUGCAGGGUCACUCACCAGACGCUCAUAGCGUGACCGUAAAAACACAUGUAUGAAUCUAUCGUAUUUUUCUAGUGUUUCUCUUUUUUAUAGGAGAUGUCAGAAGCGCUUGAGGAGAAAGAUUUAUUGCUUCCAUAACAGCUGCUUCUGUGUUGCCCACACCUUUGAAAAAUGUGCCAUCCGAAUCGGCCCCAGUGGCGAACGCACACCCCAUCAGCCCAAAUGCCAGCUUUAUUUAUCUUCUGUUGAACUGGAAAACAAUUCAAAUGUCACUGGCUGUGAUGGAGAUGGUCAUGAUGGUGGUGGUGGACAAUCAAAACGCAGCGGAUGUGCUCCACUGGUGGGAACCGUUUUGCGGGUCCAGGCGUUACCAAAUACAUUAACGUACAUAUUAAUCUUGCAGACCUCAAGAGAUAGAAAGAUAUUUUUAUCUGUAGGAUUCGAGGCUGCAUCUGAGUGAACAAAGAAAAGGUAUAUUUUCCCUGUCCUGUUGUUUCUGAGAUUCAAAGCUCUGCUGUAAUUGUGACCCUGCCUGUGAAAACACAACUAAAGUCUGAGAUCCGC
Sinocyclocheilus grahami is the source of this 3336-nucleotide messenger RNA. RefSeq names its product serine/arginine repetitive matrix 4 (gene srrm4). Gene Ontology annotation, molecular function: mRNA binding. Bases 606 to 2405 code for a protein of 599 amino acids. The record is from RefSeq and is a predicted model, not a curated record. The transcript has 13 exons. Gene Ontology annotation, biological process: neuron maturation; regulation of RNA splicing; mRNA processing. Gene Ontology annotation, cellular component: nucleus. NCBI's taxonomy places the organism in Eukaryota, Metazoa, Chordata, Actinopteri, Cypriniformes, Cyprinidae.